AUGCUCGGGACUGUCCUACUUAUGAACGAGGCCGCCCCGAGCCGGCGGACAAAAGCACCGCUUUCCGAAACGCUGUGGAAGUCUGGGUCGGCGUCAAUUCUGAGUGAAGAGGCUCCAGGAGCGGCGACGGAUAGCAGCAGGAAGUCUGCAGAGGCAACAGAAGACGGCUCUAGGCCAGACGCAACAGAGGUUGUCCCACACUGGUGGCGGGAAACUUGCACGAAAGAGCCUUACGACCAAGGGGAAGCAUUGUGUUAUGUGGGUGCGACGGUGGUACUUCGCAUUGAGCUCGCAAGGAGUCCUUGUGGGGCCCUCUUGGACACUGGGGCUUCGAGAAGUUUCAUUAGUCCUAAAACAGUCGAGCGACUGGAGCUGAAGGUGCGGAGACUUCCAGAAGAGUAUAGGUUCACCGUAGCUACAGGUGCACAAUUGCGCAUUGAUCGGGUUGUAACGGGAUUGACGAUACGGAGGUAUAAGUCCCACGCUAAGACUAAGGCGAAGGCGCGGAUAACGUCGCUCGUUCGUCAGGCGGCGGACGACACUAAUGAUCUCAGGACUCCAUUGCACGGUUUGCAUCUCAUACUGGCUUUGCCCGAAGCUUGUUCAGCAGUGCCCUUAAGGCUCUCGGAUGAAUGGCAAGGCGCGCUUUGUUGCGCGUUGAUAGGGAGUCAACCCACGUCCUCCGGCUGCCGUAAUCCUUUGGCCUCAACCGCCUCGGUGGCAGCGGAGAGUGACGAGGAGUCUCCCUGGCCUAUGGCAAAACUCGAGCACACUCUAUUCGACGAAUGGAUAAAUUCGACAGAGGCGCAGCACACUCUAUUCGACGAAUGGAUAAAUUCGACAGAGGCGCAGGAUAUUCCAUGUGAGGUUGCCCAGGUGUUGCACGAGUAUCGGGCGGUUUUUCCCGAUACCUUACCUAAAGGCUUACCUCCGAAGCGCCCUCAUGAUCAUCAUAUUAUCCUGGCGCCUGGAAAACUCCCAGAGAGAUCUGCAAUCUACCGUAUAACCCCAGAUCAGCUCACUUUCCACAAACAGGAGAUAACUAAAUUAUCGGAUAGUGGUUGGAUCGGACCGACCUAUUCGCCUAUGUGCUCUCCUACGAUCAUGGUGGACAAACGUGAUGAUGGCUCCGGGGAGCGGAAGAUGCGUAUGGUUGUUAAUCACCAGGCUCUAAAUGCCCUUACGAUAGCCCCUGAUUUUCCACCACCUCCCAUUCAAACCAUUCUGGAGCUGCUGGGAGGCGCCAAGUAUUUUUCCACUUUGGAUCUUGAAGCAGAUUCCAUCAAAUACGUAUGGCUAAGGAAGACCGGUGGAAGACGGCUUUCUGGUCCGUUCUCGGACUAUUCGAGUACCGCGUGA
Molecule: messenger RNA, 1359 nt
Organism: Eimeria tenella
Lineage: Eukaryota; Apicomplexa; Conoidasida; Eucoccidiorida; Eimeriidae
Exons: 3
Coding region: 1-1359 (452 amino acids)
Biological process (GO): proteolysis
Molecular function (GO): aspartic-type endopeptidase activity
Source: RefSeq, a predicted model, not a curated record